This is a messenger RNA of Lentinula edodes (shiitake mushroom), 1215 nucleotides long. RefSeq lists its product as uncharacterized. The transcript has 5 exons. The record is from RefSeq and is a predicted model, not a curated record. Gene Ontology annotation, cellular component: tRNA-intron endonuclease complex. Gene Ontology annotation, molecular function: nucleic acid binding; tRNA-intron lyase activity. Gene Ontology annotation, biological process: tRNA splicing, via endonucleolytic cleavage and ligation; tRNA-type intron splice site recognition and cleavage. The coding region runs from base 1 to 1215 and encodes 404 amino acids. Lineage: Eukaryota; Fungi; Basidiomycota; Agaricomycetes; Agaricales; Omphalotaceae.
AUGUCUUUUAGUAAAUCCAAAGGGCCAAACAAAGGCGGAGCGAGACGACACGAAAACGACCGAAUCUACGCUCAUCCUCUUCCCCUCAUUUUCUCUGAUCCCUCUUCCAGUAGAACCCGAUCCAUUCUCGGUCUUCUAGGUUUAUCUCGAAGUCAAGUUAUAAAUCCGCACUGUGAAGGCUACUACGACCCAUCGACACGCUCCGUUUGGGUCGUCAAUCAACGUGAUUCAGAGACAUUAUGGAGAAGAGGCUUUUUUGGGAAAGGGAAUCUGUCCAGAAGUGAGCCCAGUUGGUUUGUGCGCCAGGUUAAGGAUAGAAAAAAAAUGACAUCGGAAGAAAUUCGAGAAAAACGGCGUGCAGACCGCAAACAGUUCAAGUUGGAUCGUGCGGCAGCCAUAGCCAAAGUCGCUGCGGAAGCUGAAACUAUAUUCGAGACUGAGGGUCGCGUUGUUGUUCCGGCAUUGUUUGGUCCUGAAAUUCCUUCCGGUGCUACAUGGAAACCCAAAACCGCUGAAUCCGAACUCGCAUUGGAGCAAGAAUCAGGUAGUCCAGAGAACGCCAAAAGUAAGGGAGAGGACGAGGGGGAGGGGGAGGAAGAGGAAGAGCCCUUGGAGGAUAUGGAACACUUGCAACUCACGCUUCCAGAAGCCUUCUUCCUUGCUUGGAAUUUUGAUUGUCUAACCAUACUGGAUCCAGAAACGGCAUGUUAUGACGAACCUUUAUCGUUACCAGAAAUAUGGAUUACUUUCCAACAAAUUUACCUCGCACCCCCGAUACCAACCCUUCCUACACCCGAGCUUCAACUCGACAACCCUUUCCUUAUCCAUUAUGCUGUGUACCACCACUAUCGAUCUCUUGGCUGGGUGGUGAAGAAUGGACUCAAAUUUUGUGUUGACUAUCUCCUCUACAAACGGGGUCCGGUCUUCACACAUGCGGAAUUCGCGAUCGUCGUAUGUCCCGUAUACGAAGACCCACAGGACCAAGAAGUUUCAAUUACCAAUUUACAAAACGCGUCUCCGUUCACUUGGUCAUGGUUAAGCACAAUCAACCGGGCCAACUCGCAAGUGAUGAAAACUCUAAUUCUCACGUACGUGACUAUUCCCGCCCGAAGCCGUCUAUCGAGGGAGAUGUUGAACACUCCUGCGUGUUUCGCGCAUUACUCUGUCAGGGAAGUCAUCGUGAGGCGGUUUAUUCCCGCCCGGAUGAGGGACUAG